GAACUUUAUCCUAAGGCAGAAAAAAAACUAUACAAUUGGAUUACUGAACAGAGAAAACAAGGAUUGGGUGUGUCUUGCGAACUUGCACGUAUUGAGAUGCUUAAUAUUUUAAAGGGACCUGAUAUGAUGACUCUUUAUAGCAAUUCAACGGAAGAUUUUAAAACAUCAAAUAAUAAACGAUUACCACGUGGCGAAAAAAUUCUAUCUGAUAUCAUCGCUUGGUUUCAAGAUAAUGGGUGGAUGAAUUCCGACCUUAUGAUACAAUAUGUUGAUUAUGUUACUGACACACAAAUUAAUAAUGAAUGUGAGGCAGUUAUUCCGAGUGGUUUGACCAGCAUUUGUCAACCACUCGAUGUUGCGAUUAAUAAACCGUUUAAGGACAAUCUUCGUAAAGAGUGGCAUCUUUGGAUGGCAAAAGGCGGUGCUGGAAAAACUGCAGCUAGAAAUCUUCGACGCGCUAGAAUAAGCGAUGUAUGUGAGUGGGUAAAAAAUUCCUGGGAACAAAUACCAGGUGAUGUUAUUAUUAAAUUUUUUAUAAAAUGUGGUAUCUCAAAUGAUUUAAAUGAAAAUAAUGAUACCGAUAGUGGCAGAUUAGAGGAUUCUGGCGAUAAAUACAAGAAUGACAAUAUUGAAAUCAUAGAUAUUAGUAAAGACGAUGAAAUCAUAUACAUUGAUGAGGACGAUGAAAUUAUAUACAUUGAUGAGGACGAUGAAAUUAUAGAUAUUGAUGAUGACGAUGAAUUCAUAGAUAUGAUGAAUAUUAGCGACGAUAUGGAAAUGAUGGAUAUUAGUGAUGAUAAUGAAAUUAUAGACAUUAGCGACAAUAUUGAAAUUAUGGAUAUUAGCGAUAAUUAG
Molecule: messenger RNA, 855 nt
Organism: Racocetra persica
Lineage: Eukaryota; Fungi; Glomeromycota; Glomeromycetes; Diversisporales; Gigasporaceae
Source: the annotation of a GenBank genome assembly